AACAGGAUUUAUCUGAAAACAUCACCGUGUGUCGUCACGUCCCUACGUUCAGGUUCCCACAUCAUCAACGUGGUGUUUGUCAACUAAUCUGUUGUUUGUCACAGACUGGAGUCAGUGAGCAGGAAGGUCAUAAAGGUCACAGCAGGCCUGCAGCCCUCUGUGGACGCUCACUGAUUCGUCCAGCGGCCCCGAUGUUCCACUGUGACGAGAAACAAUCAAUGACUUUAUCCAGAGCAGCGUCGUCUGUCAGGGCAGCUGCACACACACACACACACACACAGAUGGAUGCACAUCAACCAACAGACAGAGAAAAUGAGGUGAACUUGGUUUGACUGACGAGGACGGCAGCGUCUGAUCAGUGAGAGUUCAUGAUGGCUGCUGACGUGGACAUGCUGAACCUGGUCGUCAUCGCCGCGGCAACACUGGCCGUCCCUAUUCUGGUGUUCAUGGCGUCCUUCCUGCUGUGGCCCUCAGCUCUCAUCAAAGUCUAUUACUGGUACUGGAGGAGGACUCUGGGUCUGAAGGUCCGGUCUGCAGACUGUGCUGGUUAUCGUUUCAGCUUCUCCUACAGAGGGAAACCUGACUUCAGACCCUCCAUCCUGAUGCUGCACAGUUUCUCUGGCCACAAGGACACGUGGCUCAGUCUGAUCAAGUAUCUGCCAAAACAUCUGCACCUCGUGUGUGUGGACAUGCCUGGCCACGAGGGAACCACACGCACCAACACAGAGGACUACUCUAUUCCAGGACAGGUCAAGAGAAUCCACCAGUUUGUGGAAACCGUUCGAUUGAACAGGAAACCCUUCCACCUGGUGGGAACCUCCAUGGGGGGCAACGUGGCCGGGGUGUACGCAGCCUGCUACCCAUCAGACAUCUGUAGCAUCACUCUGAUCUGCCCCGAUGGUGUCAGACAUCCCUGUGAGACCAAGUUUGACAACCACCUGCAGGACCUGGAGCAGAGCAACUUCACCCUGAACAUCCCUCUGAUCCCCACCACACCUGAGGAGAUGGAGGACAUGUUCAGACUGUGUUCCCACGUCCGCUUCAGGAUCCCUCAGCAGAUUCUCCAGGGUCUGCUGGAUGUUCGUCAGCCACACAACACUUUUUAUCAGGACGUGUUCAUGGAGAUUAUUGGUGAGAAAUCCAGGUUUGCUCUACAGGAUCAUUUACAUCUGAUCACAGCGCCCCUACAGGUGAUAUGGGGAAAACAAGACCAGGUGGUGGAUGUGUCUGGAGCUGCGGUCAUUGCGGAGGUGGUGCCUGGUUGUAGACUGGACCUCCUGGAGAACUGUGGUCACUCCGUGGUCAUGGAGCGGCCCUGUCGCACGGCCAAGCUGAUCCUGGAGUUUGUCAUCGACCAGCAGGAGAAGAGGGGCAGCGCCAAGAAGUCGUCCUGACGGAGUCACAGACCUCACGUCCUAACUCUGGACCUGGUGCCACGUCUUGAGCCACCUUGUUAUUCUGACUUCACAUUACAUUAAAGGCAUAUUUCAAAUAUGUUCAAAACAUUUUGGUCUUUUAUUUAACCAUACAUAUACAGGAAGUCACGGUGAGACCCAAGAUCUGGUUCUCAGGAGAUAAACCAGGUGAACCAGGUGAUGAACAAACAACAAUUAGUUGGAGGUAACCAUGACAACAAUACUGGAAAAUGUUUUUCUCUGUUUACUUUGCACAGUUCAUGUUCUUGC
Cynoglossus semilaevis (tongue sole) is the source of this 1685-nucleotide messenger RNA. It is a transcript of the gene abhd6b, whose product is annotated as abhydrolase domain containing 6, acylglycerol lipase b. Gene Ontology annotation, biological process: acylglycerol catabolic process. The transcript is spliced from 9 exons. The coding region runs from base 369 to 1394 and encodes 341 amino acids. Gene Ontology annotation, cellular component: AMPA glutamate receptor complex; membrane. Lineage: Eukaryota; Metazoa; Chordata; Actinopteri; Pleuronectiformes; Cynoglossidae. The record is from RefSeq and is a predicted model, not a curated record. Gene Ontology annotation, molecular function: monoacylglycerol lipase activity.